This is a messenger RNA of Cavenderia fasciculata, 960 nucleotides long. RefSeq lists its product as uncharacterized. The transcript is spliced from 3 exons. NCBI's taxonomy places the organism in Eukaryota, Evosea, Eumycetozoa, Acytosteliales, Cavenderiaceae. The coding region runs from base 1 to 960 and encodes 319 amino acids. The record is from RefSeq and is a predicted model, not a curated record.
AUGAAAUUAGUACUUUAUUUACCAAUUGACAAGACUACACAAGAGAUUCAAACCAUCCCAACCUUUGAAUCGACCAAAGAAGCAUUGGUUGCAGCUCUCAAAGCUGAUGAACCAGCCAACGAAGAACCAGCUCCACAACAAGGAUGGGGUAACAACAACCAAACACCCGCUGAAAGAAACUUUAAGAGAUUCCACAGUCAAUGGUACGAUGUAUUGGCCUAUUCUCAUGGUUCCUCUUCUGGCAGCGUUCAAGCUUUUUCAAUGACUGGAUAUACAAGUGAAUUAACACCAAUUCUUGAAAUGAUGGUAAUUAGAGGUGAUAUUCUACCAUUUGCCAUAUUCAGAGUAUUCCAAAAGAUGACUGGAAACAAACUUAGUAUUCUUGAAUACGAACUCAAGAAUGUUGCUGUUUCAUCGGUUAGUACUGGUGGAUCGGGUGGUGAAGACCGUUUUACAGAGAACAUCACCUUGGAGGCACAAGAGAUCACUCACAAGAUUAUCAACAUUGACACUGAUACAUUGGAAUACAAUAGUUAUAGUUCUGCCACAUUCAACAACAAAAAGAAGGAGUUUUCUCGUACCAUCUCUACCGCCAAUGCUCGUGAUGCCUUGGGAGGUCUCGAAAUAACCCAAUCAUUUGACUUUUCAGUACCAGAGAAUGCAAAGAAGGCUGCCGACUUGGGUCUUGGUCGUGUCACUAUGGAACACCAGUUUUCAGUACAAAUCAACAAGUCACCAAACAUUUUCAAAAAGAUUGAUUUGGAACAACCAACUCUCGUUAACCUCAAAUCAAAGAUUGCUAAAAUUUAUAAUCGUCCAGAGACUGACAUUGUAUCUGUCUAUGGUGCCGAUGGUUUUGAACUCGAAAGUGAUAAGGAUGUUACUUCUUCGGUUGAAAAUGUUGUUUUUGUAAAAUAUGUUGAUGUUAUAUAUAAAUAUGUCAUUUAUGUUUUUAUUUAA